Molecule: messenger RNA, 2980 nt
Organism: Cephus cinctus (wheat stem sawfly)
Lineage: Eukaryota; Metazoa; Arthropoda; Insecta; Hymenoptera; Cephidae
Product: lachesin
Exons: 8
Coding region: 24-1235 (403 amino acids)
Cellular component (GO): neuron projection
Source: RefSeq, a predicted model, not a curated record
GUAGACGCGUCGCCGGCGUCGCAAUGCUCGGUCUCGCAAUAAUUCUCGCGUUCAGCUUUGCGAGAUGUGCGUCCGCAAUAAAGGAUCCUGCACCAGAUUGGCCCUGGUUCGGUGAGCCUUUAAACAACCUGACAGUUUCCGUCGGACGAGAAGCCAUUUUCACGUGUAUCGUUGAAAAUCUUGGACCGUACAAGGUGGCGUGGCUUCGCGUCGACACGCAGACUAUUCUAACGAUAGCGAGUCACGUUAUCACGAAGAAUCACCGGAUCGCGGUGACGCAUAGCGGGCAUCGUACGUGGUCCCUUCACAUAAAGGACACGCGAGAGACGGACAGGGGUUGGUACAUGUGCCAGGUCAACACCGACCCGAUGUCAAGCAACACUGGCUUCCUCGAAGUAGUUGUGCCUCCGGACAUCCUGGACGAUCCCACCAGUACGGACAUGGUCGUUCGCGAGGGUAGCAACGUCACGUUACGUUGCGCUGCCACAGGAACGCCUGAGCCGACUGUCACCUGGCGUCGCGAAGCUGGUGGUACGAUAAUUCUGUCAAGUUGGCACGAAGUGGCCAGCAUCGAGGGUCCCGAGAUGGAGAUAAUACGUGUCACGAGAUUGCACAUGGGACCAUAUCUCUGCAUAGCGUCGAACGGUGUACCACCUACAGUCAGCAAGCGAAUUGUUCUGGUUGUUCAUUUUCCGCCAAUGAUACGGAUUGAGAAUCAGCUGGUAGGUGCUUACGAGGGUCAAACAAUCGUCCUGGAGUGUCACGGCGAGGCCUAUCCGAAGCCAAUAACCUAUUGGACGAAGCCAACGAACGAUACCAUCGUAAAUGAUAACAACUAUAGGGUCGAGACAGUUACCAUGGGUUACAAGAGUAUCAUGAGACUGACCGUAAACUCGGUGAGAGCACAAGAUUUCGGAGCGUUCAAAUGUGCCGCCACGAAUUCCCUGGGCGAGACCGAUGGAAAGAUUAAAAUAUACAGAAUCACAGCACCGUCAACAACGCGACGUCCAAACGCCAGAAGGGAUUCGAAGAAAUUAUGGAAAGGCGAUAGCCCUCAUGAAAAAGAGAUUGCCGGUAAGGAAGAGGAUGCGAUUUCCGUGGAUGAAGAAAUCGACGAAGAGCCAAUAAAUUUUCAUUCAUCGACGGCCUCCUCCAUAUUUCAUCGACACUUUACGAAUCUCGAAUCGCUUGCGAUGACCAUCCUCUUUCGCGUCGCCUUAAGGCUAUUCUCAUAGAACUGCCAAUACCCGAGACUACGCACCCCCGUAUACGCGGUGCCGUUUUAAAUCGUCCGCGCGCGAUAAAUUAAAUGGAUUGAAGGAUGUACGAAGCCAUAUUGCAAACCAAGCCAGUGUCCAUCAUCCAAUUAGCGUGGGUGAUUAAGGUAUUGGGAAGAUGAGUGAGGUAUCUCUCCGUCUCUCUUCCCUCGCUAUCGAGUAUUAUCAAUUGAAAUCGAUAUCUCGCAAAUCGACUUAUCCUUAAUUAUCGGCCGAUAGGAACGUGUCAAUCAACGAUUCCGUGACGUGAGAAUUCGCGACUCACGUAUAAAAUGUCUUCCAGCGCGGAAAUUGGAUAAAAGGAUUAAAGACUCGAUGUAUCGAAGCAGAUAGCGAAAAUACUCAAGUGUAAAGAUUGCACGGGUCCUCCGAGGGCUCAACCGAGGGACAGCAGAGGAGCGAAAGUAACCCGAUUAAUAUCGUCAGGGAGCGAUCGUAACAAUCGUCAAAAUCAAACGAUAAUCAGUGGCGUGCUCCUAGGACAUUUUCCCUUUUGUUUCAAGCUGCAGUAACUGGCAGUAAAUCCUUUUCACCCGAUUACGUGGUUUCAGUUUAUUCAAGGCUUUUCGCCAUUAACGAAGUGUAACCACGCGAGUGCCUAAAUUGGCAUUUCGCGGUUCAAUAGCAGGCAAAUCCAUUUCGUGGAUUUUAAGAAUUUUAAGCCUACGUUUCUCCUCGACCGUCAAGUUUCGAAUGUAUCGAGGGAAUCGAUCGUUUCAAAUUACGUCUGCAGGGCUUUCAAAAUAAUCGGUCACAAACGCAAUUUAUGGCAUUCGAAGUGGUUAAAGUAAAUUUUUUUUUAUGGUCUCGAUUGAUAAAGUAAAAUCUUGGGUUACGUAAUUCAAUGUGUUGCUUUGACGAGAGAUAGGCAUUCGCCAGGGUGAAUUGAAAAUAUUUCAAUAUUACUUUACUUCGAAUUCACAGCGUAUCGAGCAGGAACGUGUAUUUAAAAAAAAAAUGGGAAAAAACCAUCACGAAAAGUCUUUGAAUAAACGGGGAAAGCCAUUUAGGAUUAACCGAAUGAUAAGCGACCGUAGGGAUUAGACUGAUGGAGUUGAAAUAAAAUACUUGAUCGCUUAACAUCGUAGAAUUGUUAUCGACUGCUAGUCAUACCGAUGCGUGAUAAGUUUUUUAAUUGAUUCGUCAUUGAAUGUAACUGUAAUGACGUUUCGAUCGUACUUAUAUUAAUACAAAUAAUUUAUUAUGCAGCAUUUCAAUGUACUGUAUAUACGUAAACGUAAACGAGGAAAAAUGUGGAUCUGCCGUUAACUCGAGCAAUGCUUAGUAUUCGGGGAGCAAGAGAUUGUAGUAGCAGUGACAAGAAAUAGAGAAAAAUUGACUGAGCCAAUUAAUAAGAAUUAUUAAUGGCAAUGAUAAAUUUUUAACAGAGUUCUCGUGAUCGUUGUCAAAAUUUCUUUUUCAAAUACCAAUUGUCACCUCGAUGAUCGCAGUUACACAUUUUUCUACGUGUAGUUUUAACAUUUAUAGAGAAGAUAUCGAUCGUCCUUUAUGGUUAGAAUCGAAUUGUACAAUAUUUCAUGUAUGAUAUAUAGAAUUAAGCCUCAGGGACGUGUAAAUAUACAAUUGUAACGUUAAGUAUGUAUCUUUAGGUUUUGCAUUUGUAAUCACGAAGACCUCAAUGUAAAUAUGUCAUACGUCAUCGUAUAUUUGGGCAAUAAAUGGUUAGACAAUCGUGAAAAGCA